CCAUUGUUAUUGGUCUGUGAUUCAUAAAAAAAAAAGUUUUUGAGGUCUCGCCUGUCUGAUUGAAAUUUAUCUCUAGAAUUGAAUUUGUCAUUUUAUCUCACGAAAUUUGUAAAAUUGAAACGCAUAUUCGCCGAAAAAUCUAAUUUAUCCAGCAAUAAUUGCCAUUGAGCUGUGAGGCUACGCCCUGUUUUGUAAGGACAGUAUUGUUGGCUUUAGCUUUCAACAUAGGCCUAUCAGACACUGCCGUUAUGGAUAUGAUGGUAUCGACUUUACAGCAGCAACGUGCUGUGACAGAACAGCUACGAAGAGAGGCUUCGAUAAAACGCAUUCCUGUUUCUGUAGCCGUUGCUGAUAUAGUACGAUUUAUAAAUGAGCAUGAACAAGAGGAUUGUCUCCUAGUCGGAUUUUCGAGCCAAAAAGUAAAUCCCUUUAGAGAGAAAAGUUCUUGCACUGUCCUGUAAGCUUUGUUUUAUAUUGUAUCAAUUGCAUAUUCUGUUUAGCAAUCAAAAGUUGAAUCAACACCUUAAUUUUUCCUAUGUAAUUAUGUAUAUUGUGGAUCAUUUUGUGUGUUACAAUAAUUUUUUAAGUUACCCAUCUUGCUUUUAUUUCUUCUAAAGAUUGUCUCACUAUUUUUAAGGUGUAUCAUGUAAUUAACUGUUUGUAAUUUAUUAAAUGAAAAACUGAAA
This is a messenger RNA of Maniola jurtina (meadow brown), 686 nucleotides long. It is a transcript of the gene Ggamma1, whose product is annotated as guanine nucleotide-binding protein subunit gamma-1. Gene Ontology annotation, biological process: G protein-coupled receptor signaling pathway. The record is from RefSeq and is a predicted model, not a curated record. Bases 249 to 461 code for a protein of 70 amino acids. Lineage: Eukaryota; Metazoa; Arthropoda; Insecta; Lepidoptera; Nymphalidae. Gene Ontology annotation, cellular component: heterotrimeric G-protein complex. Gene Ontology annotation, molecular function: G-protein beta-subunit binding. The transcript has 2 exons.